Glossina fuscipes is the source of this 2318-nucleotide messenger RNA. It is a transcript of the gene Sans, whose product is annotated as Usher syndrome type-1G protein homolog. Gene Ontology annotation, molecular function: protein binding. Lineage: Eukaryota; Metazoa; Arthropoda; Insecta; Diptera; Glossinidae. Bases 664 to 2190 code for a protein of 508 amino acids. The record is from RefSeq and is a predicted model, not a curated record. The transcript has 6 exons.
ACCUUUUUUUUUUAAUGGGGUUUUUGUUUGUACAAGUUUUACAAGAAAUGUUUUUGUGUGAAGAAGUAACGAUAAAACAAUUCCCUGAAAAUGAAUAAAUGUUGUUUGAACUUGUCAACAAAAACCAAAAAAAAAACAAACACACAGAUACAUACAUAUGCAAACACAUAGGCAGUCAGGAAGAGUUUAUAGUUUUUAGUGUUGAAGUUAUGAACGAGCAAACUUUAGAGUGAAGCGUUGCAUUUCAACUGUGAAAUGUGUACGAAACAGAACAAUUUGUACGGCAUUGUGUGUUUGCUUUGCAUUGUGUUAUGUAGAUGCACGCUGUUUAUACAAUGUCGAUGCAUUUGAGCAUGUAUGUGCAUGUAUGGAAUCUUAUUAACAAUGUGAUCUUAAGCGCAUAAUAUUACACUUCUCGUUGCAAACAACAACGUGCCAGUGAAUAAAUAAAUGACUGACUAAAUAUCUGUUUACAGUUUUACGUUUGUUUACUCAUAAAGAGACACAUACACAAGCAUAUACACGAAAACAUACACAUUCGAGUGCACAUAAUAAUAAUAAUAGAAGUGCAUGAACAUUUACAUGCAUUUUAAGUAUUCGGUAUACGUUUCAGAAAUGUAUGAAAUUUAAAGUUCUUUGUAUUGUAGCCCUUAUCUACUAGAGAUGGCUAAUGAACGUUUUCAUAAAGCGGCCAAAGAUGGACUGUUAGAAGUUUUAAAAGAGGCUACACGCAAAGAUGCCAAUGCCAAGGAUGGUGACUCUAUGACACCGGUAUUGUGGGCGGCUUUCGAAGGUCAUCUAGAUGCUUUGCGCCUUUUAUGCGGUAGAGGUGGUGAUCCCGAUAAAUGCGAUCAAUUUGGUAACACAGCCUUGCAUUUAGCUUCGGCCAAAGGACAUUUGAGAUGUGUCGACUUUUUAGUGAAAUUCGGUGUUAACAUUUACGCUUUGGACAUCGAUAAACACAGUCCCAAGGACUUGGCUGCUAUUAAUAAUCGCGAUGAAAUUUUACGAUAUUUGGAUAAUGCUACGGUUAACUUUGAAGCCAACGAUAAAAAAAAAGCUAAAGCCUUAAAAGAAGCGGCCGAAAAGAAUUGCGAGAAACGCAUGAAGGAAUAUAUGAAACGUCAGCAAAAGUUAGAUCAUGAUUGCGGUGAUAUGAAAAGUACUUUACCUACGAAUGCUAAAUCUGGCAAAAUGCUUUCGACUUUAAAGCAAAAAAUCUGGUCCAGUCAAGGUAAUCUGCAUAAAUUUCCAAAGGAUGCCGAUCAAAGUAGCAUUUGUAGUAAGGCCACGCUUAAGUUUAGUGAUCUAAUUAAUGGGGAACCCACCAAUGCUACUACCGGCUCCGUGGCCAGUAGAGCUAGUAAUAAUGCUCAACAACAACAGUUCAAAGCAUGUAAUCAUGAUUUCAGUUUUAAAAUAGGCGAAGUAGAACCAAAUGGGGGUAGACGCACUGUCACCUCGUUAAAUGGCGUACAAAGGGAUUCAGAAGUUUUAUAUGUGGGUAGCUUUACUGCUAAUGAAGAUACUUUGGGUAAACGUGGGAAAGUUAAUGGUCUUUUUGAAGAUGAGCCCCAGGAUGGGAACGGUAGUGACGUUGAAUCUACUUCGAAAAUGAAUUACGGUACUUUGGCGCGUUCACUUUCUCAACCCGAUAUUUUAGGCGACUCUGAGAGCAUGAAUUGCUUGAGCAAUGAUACAACCUUACAAAGAACUCCGGGCCUGUUUGAUCGACCUUUGUUGGGGAGUUUAGCCUUCAGACGUUCUGUAACGGCAGCUCUAAGCCAAUUUCCGCACGAGUCAUAUAACGCAGAUGACAGGGAGUCGAGUACAGCUGCUACCGGUUCAACCCGAUCCAAUUCCGGAACUUUGAAAUCUCGUUCCAGUAAAUCGCGAUCUAUACUUAAUCUUUCUGAUACGGAUUCCGAAUGUAACGAAGGCUACAGUGAUGAUGAUCAGGAUGCAGCUGGAGGACCCAUACAAUGUUUCCUUACCGCUUGGGCCCUAGAAGAAUACCUACCAGUUUUUCAAAAACAACAAAUCGAUUUGGAUACUUUGUUACUAUUAACUGAGUCCGAUUUGAAAUCUCUGGGAUUGCCAUUAGGGCCCUUCCGUAAACUAUCUUUUGCUAUACAGGAACGUAGAAAUGCUCUAACCAAUCCUGGUUUAAUGCAAGAUAGCCAUUUGUAACUAUUAGUAUUACUGGAAAUGAAAGUAUUACUGUACACGGUUUGCUCUUUGCUCUUUCGAAGAGAAUCUUAUACAUCAAUCUUAUAUAUUAUAUUUAACAUUACACAUUAUACUUUACAUUACUUAUU